Penicillium expansum is the source of this 414-nucleotide messenger RNA. Its product is annotated as EthD domain-containing protein. The record is from RefSeq and is a predicted model, not a curated record. The transcript has a single exon. The coding region runs from base 1 to 414 and encodes 137 amino acids. Lineage: Eukaryota; Fungi; Ascomycota; Eurotiomycetes; Eurotiales; Aspergillaceae. Gene Ontology annotation, molecular function: oxidoreductase activity.
AUGCCGGUCAAGAUGUUAGUCUUUCUUUACCGCAGCCCUCACCUGACACCGGAAGAAUUCAAGAAACGCUACGAAGCGCACGUCAAACUCAUCAAGAAGCUGGCAGGCGGGGAUUUUCCUCUUUCUCAUCAUCGAAAUUACAUCUCCCGCAGUUCAAUCGAAAUUCCCCCGGAUGGCUCCACUGCACGCAAUGCCUUCACCCCGGCCACUAUACUGCGCGGGCGGCAGUCAGAUUUCGACUUUGACGCCUACGCUGAACUUACCUUUGCGGACCAGGCUGCCUACCAGGCCUUUGCGGCCAAGAUUUAUACCGCCGAAGCCGCUGCCCAGAUAACUGCUGACGAGGAUAAAUUUCUGGAUCGGUUGAAGAUGGGAAUUGCCUUGGUUGGGGAGGUGAGGGUUACUGUGAAAUGA